AUAACUGUAACACCCACCAAAAAGAAACCCUUCUUCUUCCCAAAACCCCUCUUUCAAAAAAUUUGCGAUUCCGUUAAUUAAACCUAAUUUAUCUUCUAAAAUUUUUCUUGGAAUUUGUGAGUGAAAAAUAAAUGGAGAUAGAACAGCAGCAAUCUGUAGUAAUAGAGCAAUUCGUUAACCUAGCCAGCUCCCCCUCCUCUUCUCUGGCUUCUCUCAUAACCGAAGCCACUUCUCAUCCCUCUCUUUUUUCUUUCUCUGAAAUUCUCUCCGUUCCUAAUAUCCUUCAGCUUGAAGGGACGGAGAAUUCUGCGUAUUAUCAUUUGCUUAGACUUUUUGCUUAUGGAACAUGGCGUGAUUAUACAAGUAAUGCAUGUAAUCUCCCGAAGCUGGUACCUGAACAAGUUCAGAAGCUCAAGCAGCUCACUGUGCUCACUCUUGCUCAGUCUAACAAGGUUCUCUCCUAUGAUGUGCUUCUAGAGGAGAUUGAGGUUUCCAAUGUGCGUGAACUCGAAGACUUCCUGAUCAAUGAGUGUAUGUAUGCGGGCAUAGUUAAAGGAAAGUUGAAUCAAUCACAGAGAUGUUUUGAGGUGCAAUUUGCAGCAGGGAGGGAUCUGAUAGAGGGGCAACUUGGAAGUAUGAUAGAGAGUCUGAAAAAAUGGCAAGUCACUUCGGAAAAUAUGCUUUUGUCGAUUCAAGAGAAGAUUGAAUGGGCUACUGCUAUGUCUUUGGAAGACAAGAAGCAUCAGGCGGAAGUCCAAGAUAGUAUCAAUAAAGUGAAAUAUUCUCUCAAUUCUGAGAAGUCAUUCCAUAAGCAGGGCCAGCAUGUUUGGGCAAAUGAUGAUUUAUUUGAUUAUGGAGGUGUGAUCAAUCAAGAGAAUUACAUCCGAUCUAAAAGGAGACGCUCGCCGAACUUAUCUAGGCAAAACAGGGCAGAAAAUUUAUGAUUGUGAUGGCGUCUUACAGUCUUACUGGGUUUUAUGUUCAUGGUAUAAUAGAAUUAGAAUGCAUCGAACUCAGUCAUAGAUUGCCAAUUAUAUCUAUUCUAUUUAAUUGAAUACUGAUGUCUUAGUUCAAUUUGCUAAUGUGUGUGCAAAUUUAUGGAAAUUUAGAUUAACAAUUGUAGAUUGUGGUUCAAUUUGUGGUAAUGCAGCCUAAUUCUCCGGUCAUGAACAAGAAUAUGUACACAUGUUCACAAAGUCACAGCUUACAUGCCA
Mercurialis annua (annual mercury) is the source of this 1214-nucleotide messenger RNA. Its product is annotated as COP9 signalosome complex subunit 7-like. Gene Ontology annotation, cellular component: COP9 signalosome. Bases 132 to 944 code for a protein of 270 amino acids. Lineage: Eukaryota; Viridiplantae; Streptophyta; Magnoliopsida; Malpighiales; Euphorbiaceae. The record is from RefSeq and is a predicted model, not a curated record. The transcript is spliced from 9 exons.